GUGGGAGUCAUCGCUGAGAGGGUGAGAAGCGGGAGGAGAGCGCCAUCCAACGGAGACGACGGGGAACUGCGCGGACUCGGCACGUGAUUAUUUCAACGGCGCCAUCUGGUGGACACGAGACCCAGUGGGAGUCAUCGCUGGGAGGGUGAGAAGCGGGAGGAGAGCGCCAUCCAACGGAGACGACGGGGAACUGCGCGGACUCGGCACGUGAUUAUUUCAAUGGCUCCAUCUGAUGGACACGAGCGGCUCCAUGGAGAGUAGACUGGAUGAGCCUCUGCCCACCCCACCCUCUUACAUCAUCCAAGAUGAGAGCCAGCUUGGACACGGGGCACGAAUCUACAAUAUCCAGACUGCGUUUAGCCCUCCUCCUCUUCCUUCUCUUCCUCCUCCUCUUCCUCCUCCCGGCUUUUCAUUUGCUCAAUCAUCACUACCAGAACCUGUACCUCCGGGGACUCCUGCAACGCCUAAAUUUGUCUGUCAUGAGUCAGUGCUGUGCCAUAGCCCUGGUGUGACCACGUGCCCAUCCUGCCAACUCCAAGUCACCACCAGGGUCACCUACAGGGCUGGGGCACUGGCAUGGAGCCUGUGUGUCACUCUUGCACUCUUUGGGUUUGUGCUGGGUUGCUGUUUGAUCCCCCUGCUGGUGGACUACUUUAAAGACGCGUACCACACGUGCCCGCGCUGCAGACGAGUGCUGCAUGUGCACAAGAAGUGCUGCUGAGACUGAGCGCACUGCCCUCUGCUGCCACCACAGGGAGCCAACACUGCACACAGGAAAAGACCAGGGCUGUUUUAUGUUUGGAUGUUUUAAGAGUUUUAUGAGCUGUAACAAAAUAAUAAAUGUUCUAUUUUCAUACA
Messenger RNA from Boleophthalmus pectinirostris (great blue-spotted mudskipper), 858 nucleotides. RefSeq names its product lipopolysaccharide-induced tumor necrosis factor-alpha factor homolog. The transcript has 6 exons. Gene Ontology annotation, molecular function: zinc ion binding. The record is from RefSeq and is a predicted model, not a curated record. NCBI's taxonomy places the organism in Eukaryota, Metazoa, Chordata, Actinopteri, Gobiiformes, Gobiidae. The coding region runs from base 233 to 721 and encodes 162 amino acids.